Molecule: messenger RNA, 298 nt
Organism: Staurois parvus
Lineage: Eukaryota; Metazoa; Chordata; Amphibia; Anura; Ranidae
Source: the annotation of a GenBank genome assembly
CCCACGGGCUGAAUAAAAAAAAAAAAAGAACAUGGCAUAUAGACCCAACAAGGACCAGCAACAUACUGGUAUAUAUCACUGGAGUUUGAGUCGUUAUACCAGGAUGAUGCCUGCAGAUUGCUUUUACCAGCAGCUGGAGAAGAUGCCGCCUUCCCCCACGGCCUUCUCGGGCAGUCCUGUGCCAUCGGGGGAACCUGAGAAAGCAGCCAGUGUUUCUGCCAGCGGACCAAAGAGCUGAUUGAAGACUAGAAUGGCUCCAAUCAUCUCUAUAGUCUAAGAAGUCGGAAGCUAUGAGCAU